This is a messenger RNA of Nicotiana tabacum (common tobacco), 960 nucleotides long. The record is from RefSeq and is a predicted model, not a curated record. Lineage: Eukaryota; Viridiplantae; Streptophyta; Magnoliopsida; Solanales; Solanaceae.
AGAAGUAAAUGUCAGUCAUUUUUAAGAAAGGUCUUCUUCAAAACUUUGAACCAAAUGCCCUCUGACGAUAACUCCCAUUCCAAAUCACCCGCAAAUCCGCCGUCUUCCUCCUCCUCCUCCCUGUCCCAUUUCUCCAGGAGCUUCACCACCACCACACGAUCAUCAAAGAGAACAUGUGCCAUUUGCCUUGGGAGUAUGAAAGCUGGGAAUGGUCAGGCCAUCUUCACUGCUGAAUGCAGCCAUGCUUUCCACUUCAGCUGCAUUGGCAAUAGUGUUAAGCAUGGAAACCGCCUUUGUCCUAUCUGCAGAUGCAAAUGGAAGGAAAUCCCUCUCCAAUUUCCCACCUUCAGUACUGAUGUAAACGGUAUCAAUGUUGGAGGAUCUCGCGUGUCUCCUUACCAUGUAGUACUUGAAGAUCCUGUUAACUUCUCUUGUCCUCUACCAACAAUAUCUCCACCUUGUCCCCAACACAUUCCAUUCUUGGAUGAUGAGCCCCUUCUCAACAUCACCGUGGAUCAUACCUCCUCUCCUUCCGCACUUUAUUCGGGAAAUAUCCUCAUGAAAUCUUUUGCAGAAUUUCCUGCAGUUGGUGCUGCUGAAGAUGUGCCAAGAUUUGCAGUUCUUGUUGAAUUAAGGGCACCACCACUCUUAGAUGGUGCUCAGGACCUAGAGCGUGCGCCGAUUGACCUGGUUGCGGUGCUAGAUGUUAGUGGGAGCCUAAGUUGCCCCGACAUGGCAAUUUAGGUGCCGCACCCGUGUCGACACGACACUAGUAUGGGUGUGGGUAUGGGAUCCGUACCAGAUCUGGUCAAACAAUUUUGGGUACUUUGACCACGACGGAUAGAAAAAUUCGAGACGAGAUACAAUUUGUUUACCGAAAUCAGAACUAAAACUAGGGUAAAUUUGAAGAAAAUAGCAUAUCUUAUCUAGGAAAUCAAUCUUUUACUUAUCUACAACUUG